AUGCAUAUUGGGCCUAGUGAUGUGCCCGGAGCGCUUGCUCGAAUGCCAAUGAGCUUCGGGGCAUUCGCUGCGCACGGCGGAUUGCCCCAGGCAACAUCAUUUCUACCACCUCCACUUUGCUGCAUUGCGGAGGGUCUCGGAACUGAAGACUGGGAGGGAGGCCGCACCUCGCAGACGUUGCCUUCACGCUCGCCAAGGCCUAUCUGCCAUGAUUGGCCUGGGCCCGAAUGUGAUGGUCCCUCCACCAGAUCUAGGGAGGCCGAUCACCAUUGCCCAAACGAGCAGAGGUGA
This is a messenger RNA of Clonostachys byssicola, 291 nucleotides long. The record is from the annotation of a GenBank genome assembly. NCBI's taxonomy places the organism in Eukaryota, Fungi, Ascomycota, Sordariomycetes, Hypocreales, Bionectriaceae.